Lactuca virosa is the source of this 1119-nucleotide messenger RNA. The record is from the annotation of a GenBank genome assembly. NCBI's taxonomy places the organism in Eukaryota, Viridiplantae, Streptophyta, Magnoliopsida, Asterales, Asteraceae.
AUGGCUGACACUCAGGAAGAUUCUAAGUACAGGCCCAAUUAUGGUUUGAAUCAAGGUUUCACACAGUCUCAGAUUGUUGGAAAGUAUGCUGACGAAGAUGAUGAUGAAGCAGAAGAAGAUGAUGAAGAACAAGAACAAGAACAAGAACAAGAAGAAACAGAUGUUGGUGAUAACGAAAUGAAUGGUACUUCUACUCAGCAGAAUGGAAAUGACAAUGAUCAUCAUCAUCAAUAUGAUGAUGAUGAAGAUGAUGAUAACGAUGAUGAUGAUGAUGGUGAUGAUAAUACCAGAAGAAUGACCAGUGUUAACCUCCAGAGACAUCCAAAGAAGAGGAAAUUGAAGAGCUUGUUAUCAAGUUUUGAAUUUUCACCUCGAGUGGCACCUCCAUCAACAGUGGCCCCACCAAAAUCAUCAUUUGGUGGAAGAAACACACUUACAGAUUGGAGUGAACAUGAGACAUUUGUGUUGCUAGAUGCAUGGGGGGAAAGGUUUCUUCAAUGUGGAAGAAAGAGUUUAAGGUCUGAAGAAUGGCAAGAAGUUGCAGACAGAGUUUCUCAAGAGUCAAAGAUAGAAAGAACAGACUCUCAAUGUAGAAACCGUUUGGAUACAUUGAAGAAGAAGUACAAAAAGGAGAAAGCUAGUUUAACAGGAAGCAGAGGUGUAAAUACUAAAUGGGUAUAUUUUAAAAAGAUGGAUAUGUUAUUAUCAGGUGAGAAUGUCUUCUUGAACCCUAGUGAUAAUCUUAAUCCUGCAAAUGGGGUUGAUGAUAUGAGGGAAAGUGGUGGGAAUUCAGAUUCUCAAGAGGGUGAUGAUGAUUCCGAUUUGCUUCCACCCAAGAAAUUGAAAUUUAAAGGUGGUGGUGGUGGAGGUGGAGGUGGAGGUGGAGGAUCAUUCAGAUUGCUAGCGGAAUCGAUUAACAAAUUUAGUGAGAUAUAUGAGAAGAUUGAAAAUGGAAAGAUACAGCAGAUGAUAGAGUUGGAGAAGAUGAGGAUGGAUUUUCAUAAGGAUUUGGAAAUGCAGAAAAGGAAGAUUCUUGAUAGAGCACAAGCUGAGAUAACAAAAGUAAGACAAGGAGAUUAUGAAGAAAAUGAUGGAUCUGGUGAAAAUGUUAGCGGGUAA